This is a messenger RNA of Drosophila ananassae, 915 nucleotides long. Its product is annotated as C-type lectin 37Db. Bases 104 to 799 code for a protein of 231 amino acids. NCBI's taxonomy places the organism in Eukaryota, Metazoa, Arthropoda, Insecta, Diptera, Drosophilidae. Gene Ontology annotation, cellular component: external side of plasma membrane. The record is from RefSeq and is a predicted model, not a curated record. The transcript is spliced from 2 exons. Gene Ontology annotation, biological process: biological process involved in interspecies interaction between organisms. Gene Ontology annotation, molecular function: carbohydrate binding.
UGAAUGUCAAUGGCUUGAAUUAUCUCACUGAGAGCUGCAAUUUUUGAAGCAACAUCAGUCUUCUUCAGGUUUUCCGGCUGACAAGUCAUACAAAUUAGAAGCAAUGCACGUCUCAGUUAUUUUAACAUUAUUAACAAUAUUCAUUGUUAGAUCUUCAUCUCAAGAAUGCAAGGGGGAUAGCUGCCAGUCCCAGUGCGAUUCCUAUUGCUUUGGAGUCCUGAAGCCCUGCAUGUCGAACCUCGCUGCCCUGCAAAGGAGGACAGAAUCCUGUGAGGCAGCCGUAACUCUUGCCAGACUGGCCCUCAAUGACAAAAGACUAGAGACUUUUGGAAGUCCUCUGUCCGUGUCCAACGAUAAGGAUAACAGCACCCAGUUGGAAUUAGCCUCCACCCCCCGAUCAGUCCGCAGAGGAAAUAGUACAACUUUUGAGAAACUCGGAUCUAAAUACUAUUACGUCGAAAAGGACCAAAAGGUUAAGUGGCACGUGGCACUGCAGAAAUGCCAUGAAAUGGGCGGACAUUUGGCCAACCUAAGGCACCAGGAGGAUUUGGAUACCAUCAAAAGGAAGCUGGUGAUAAAUGCACGGUACUGGAUCGAUAUCACUGACCAGUUUCAGGAGGGAAAGUAUAUAUCAAUGACCAAUGGAUCCGAGGCCAGCUUCUUAAAAUGGGACAACACAGAACCCACCAAUGAUGGGGACUGUGUGGACGUCAUAGCUUAUAAUGGGAAAGUGGCCAUGAAUGAUAAUUCAUGCUCCAAAGAAUUGUACUUUAUUUGUGAGACAUCCGCUAGUUUUUAAAAAUAAGAUCAUAAAUAGUAAUUUCUGUCUAUAUCUAUUAUGUUAAUCUAUUACUGUUUCUGCAUUAUAUCAUGUUUUAUUUAUUAUAAUAAUAAAUAAGCCCACAGUCAAUAGAA